Miscanthus lutarioriparius is the source of this 291-nucleotide messenger RNA. Lineage: Eukaryota; Viridiplantae; Streptophyta; Magnoliopsida; Poales; Poaceae. The record is from the annotation of a GenBank genome assembly.
AUGGCACCCUCACAAGAAGAGUCCACGAUCAUGAAGAAGGGGGAAGGAGAGGUCGCAGCGAGCAUUGAGGAGGUCACUGCCACAGCCUCAUGGGAGCCAGAGUCCAACGCGCCACCAGAGGGUGUCAUCGGGCUUUCUAAUGAUGAGUCAGAGGAUUUGAUCACCUCCCUUGUUGCUACCAUCAACACCAGUCCCUAUGAAGCCAGACCUUCCACUCCUUGGGUCACCGUCGAGCCUAACACAAGCGGUGACUUGGAGUUCACCCAAAAGCUCUUUGUCGAGCUAAACUAG